UGUCCAACCUUUAGCUGGAACUUUGAACAUCUAACAAUCCAGCACCACUGACAGUGAUUGGCUAACGAUUUAUAAAGUCAUGAUAUUAACCAUUUAAUGACACAACAAUGGAGAGAAGAACAGAAAGUGGACAUUCAGCAAAUACGUGUCUGAAGCAGAGCUGCUCUGGAUGCAGGAAGAAUCUGACUGAACUCUGGCUCCACCCACUGAUGAUGAAGUGGACCAAUCAGAUUGUUGGUGUGUUCAUGUUGAUGUUGAGGAGAAGGGCUGUGCAGCAGAGAGCCUCUUUACUGUUUCCAUCCUCCUGUAGAGCCAUGUUGCUUCACCUGCUCCUGUGGAUUUGGUUUCACUUUAUCGCCCUGGGCUCCAUGAACAGCAUCAACCAGGAAAGUAGUGAAGAAGUCGUUGCAGAGGGAAGAAGCAUCAAUCUGACCUGUAAAUAUGAGGGUGGUAUCUACAAUAUCCAGUGGUACCGAAAAUACCAGAGAUCCAGACCAGAGUUCCUGCUCCACAUCACAGAGUCAGGAUCAGUUCAUCCAACUCUUUCAGAUUUCUCAGCUCACAUCAACAAAUCACAGAGACGAGUAGAUCUGGAGAUCUCCUCUGCUGCAGUGUCUGACUCUGCUGUGUACUACUGUUCUGUGUCCAAAAGGACUGUAAGGAGGUGGACACAGGAGGCCCUGCAGGACUGCUUUGAGUCCACCGACUGGGAGGCCCUCUGUCAGCCUCAUGGGGAAGACAUCAGCAGCAUGGCGGACUGCAUCACAGAAUAUAUCAAAUUCUGUGAGGACUCUGCUGAACGACAAAAUGAGAGCUUUCAGGUCUGGAGACAAGGAGGAGCUAAGGAGGGUACAGCAUCAACUGCAGGACAAGCUGAGGAGGUGGAAGGACUCCUACAGGUGUCAGGAUUUGAGUGGUGA
Mugil cephalus (flathead mullet) is the source of this 920-nucleotide messenger RNA. RefSeq lists its product as uncharacterized. The transcript is spliced from 3 exons. Lineage: Eukaryota; Metazoa; Chordata; Actinopteri; Mugiliformes; Mugilidae. The record is from RefSeq and is a predicted model, not a curated record. The coding region runs from base 108 to 920 and encodes 270 amino acids.